Anneissia japonica is the source of this 4150-nucleotide messenger RNA. Its product is annotated as HEAT repeat-containing protein 4-like. Gene Ontology annotation, molecular function: deoxyhypusine monooxygenase activity. The record is from RefSeq and is a predicted model, not a curated record. The transcript has 15 exons. NCBI's taxonomy places the organism in Eukaryota, Metazoa, Echinodermata, Crinoidea, Comatulida, Comatulidae. Gene Ontology annotation, biological process: peptidyl-hypusine biosynthetic process. Bases 160 to 3954 code for a protein of 1264 amino acids.
CACUAUUUACAAAAUGUUGACGAUGAUUGGUGAGGUUGAGGCGCCAAGGCCCUAACAAUGUCAAUAAUAUUAAUAUAAAUACCUAGUAAAUUAUGACUAUGUUAUGGGAACUGGGCUCUCAGUAACUAACAAAAGCAGUGCAUUCAAAUUCAGGGGACGAUGAACAGGCCUGGACCAACACAUGAUAAACUCAUCCAUCCUCAACUGUUUGCUUGUGCGAACAGAGUUAAAAUACCACAAGUUGGAGAUGACGGAAGAAAUUUCAAAACAUUCUACCUUGAACAAACCAUUCCUCGUCAAUUUCUGCAGCCAGUAGAGACAUACAAUAAGAAAUAUAUUAAAAAGAUUAGUGCUGAUUUGUUGUUUAGUGAAGAUGUUGUCCGUUGUCAUGCUUCGCACACACUUCCAUAUGAUAAGGAUGAUAUGUGGAAGUCAUUUGACCCCUCAAACAUUGUCCAAAGGGAACCGGUCAAAGUCUCUGGGGUCAUGGGAAGGUACAACCACCGUGGCUCAGAAAAGAAACAUCUACCAUGCCACAUAAAAACAGUGUCAAAACAUAGAUUAAAACCUCUAAAAAAGAAAGCUAAACUGCCAAAGCCUGCUGACAACCAAGAAAUAAAAGAUGAUGAAGGCAAGAAGGGAGUAGACGGACCUCAAGAUGCUAAUGUAUCACAGAAAUUGAGAGCGGCAACAUUCCUAACACAAAAUGACGGUGAUGAUAUAGAAGAAGCAGAUGCUGAAAAUCAACAGAAUAAAUCUGAUAGGAAAUCAACUACCAAAUGGGAUGAGCAUCUGUUGGUAAGUCUGAGCAAGAACACUGCGCGGUGGAUUGUAAAUGAGCGCCUGAACGAGGGACCACAACAGGAUAAGUUAAAGAGGUUGCUGAACGAUUUAUAUGGUGAAUCAGGCCACACAGUUGAUACAUUGAUCCGAGAUGAUGCUAGCAUGAGCGAUCUUGCCAGUUCAGAAGGUACAGAUUUACCAUCUCGCCAUUUGCGUCGGAAACCAUCACAGCAUGCAUCCUCAACUGUAUCUCCGCAAGCAAAAGAUUCAACGAAAAAGAAUGAUGAUGAGGACGACAUUAAUUCCCACUCUUUAGCCUCAUUUUAUCGUCUUCCUGGUGGUGUUCGAAGAGUGCAACGGCACCUACAAAAGGAAUUAGCAGGUGCCAUCAAUACAACCGCAAGAGAUAUUUGCGUCCCUCAAAAGAAACCAAAACCACCACCUACGUUGAAGGAUGUUAUGAAUGACGGUGUUGGUAACAAGAUGUAUGAAACCGAUAAUCAGUUUGAGCAGGAAUGGUUGUCAGGUGCACAGUUAGUGCCAAGGAAAGACAGUUCUAUUUUAACAUUUGACACCGGUAACAAAUACAGGAUGGUGAAACAAGAGAACUACCCAGCAGAUCCUAAGCAUUGGCACUCAAGUGAUAAAACCAAGAAAGCCAAAGAAGGCAAUAAAGCAGGCAAAGAGAAACUACCUCACAAAGGUUACAGAAAAUGGAGUAAUUUGCCUCAACCAGUUGAGAACGAAGCAUCUUUGUCAAUACACGAGGCAGGUUACGAUGCUGAGGCACACCGUGAGCCAGACCCAAUUACCAUGAAACAACAUAGGAGUAAUGUCACCCUCAUUAGAGUUGUUGAUGAAUGGCGCAAUAAAUGGCAUCUUGGUAACAAGUGGUAUGACAGUUCCAUAGAUGAGUUAGAGCGUGAUAUGUCAGACAUCAACGAGCAUGUGAGAUUGCAAGCAAUAGCAACGAUUGCCAGGGCUGCCACAUAUAGGCCAGCAGCAAAUCCUGGAGUGCCCCUAAAAAGCCAGAUCAUGAAAUGGAGAGGGACAACAACCAGUAUGAUGAUUGGUCUAGCAGGUACCUUUAAGAAAACUGGUAGUGAAGAUGGCAACAAGCCAGGAAGUGCUGAGGGCGUUUUACCUGAUAAGCUCUAUAACUGUGUUCUGAAAGCACUAAAUGACUCCAGUGUUAGAGUUCGAGUUACAGCAGCAAUGGCCUUAUACACACUCAAUAGGCCAAACGAAGAGCCCCCAUAUGAGGAUGCCAGAAAAACGCUUCAUGAUAUCAUCCGUGUUGGGAGUCCUCCAGAGCGUUGGGCUGCAGCUCAGUGCCUAGCCCACUCAGGUGUUUGUGAUUCGUUUGUGGUCGGAGAGCUUGUGAAGCAGUUUUUUGACAGCUCGGAGCAUGUUAAACUGGAGCAGUGUGUGAACUUGCUGUCAAAGUUAAGUGAGAACUCAACACUUGUUCAUUCAAUGAUCGCGGAACAGUUGAACAGUACGAGUUGGCAACAUCGUAUGAUGGCAUGCAAGAUUUUGCCUAAACUUCAUGGUCUUGUAAAUAAGGAUAUUAUGCAUAAAUUAGCAAACCUAAUGUGGCAUGACUGGCACCAUCAAGUCAGACGUGUUGCCGCACAGACACUUGGUAAAACAGGGCACGGCAAGGAGGUUCACAACGACCUUCAUGAUCGCAUCCUGACAGGAACUGAGAGGGACAAAGUAGAUGCAUUGCAUAAGAUUGCUCAUCUAGGCAUAAUGACUGCUCGUCUUCUGCCGGCAUACCUACAAUGUUUUGAUGACAGCUACAUAUCGGUACGUCUGUCUGCUGCGAAGACGGCUGGUAUUCUAGUAAUUAAUGAUGAAAAAGUUCUCAGGAAGUUACUCUUUAUGACCCAGUUUGACACCAAUUGGAAGGUCAAAGCCCAUGCUAUCCAAGCUCUUGGAUUGAUUGGUAAAGUUACAACUCCUAUCCGUGAUGCCAUCAUCUGGGCUUUAAGAUUUGAAACUGAGGCUGGUGUACGUGCCGAGGCCUGCUCUGCAGUCAUAAGCCUCAAGAUUACUGGAAAUGAUAUCUCAUAUAUACUGCAAGAUAAACUGCUAGUCGAGCCAGACCAGUUGGUCAGGAGUCAAAUCAUUUUAGCAUUGGAGUCAAUGGGAGUGAGUUCGCAAGGCGACAUGGACAUGGUGCAACAGAUUAAAGAAGAGGUUCGUCGACUAUGUACCCGUUACAAUAUAGCAUCCAAAAUAGCUCAAAAUGAAAAGCAGGAGGAUGCCGACUUGUACAUCGAUAAGUAUUUCAACGUUCCUCAGUCGCCAGAACCAUAUUUUGAAGAUGAUGACAUGGUAACAUCAGAGAAGACAAAAGCAGCAGCAAGCAUCAGCCGUCCAUCCACCAGACACAGUGUUCGGACCACAACGCCAAGCAUCGUUGUCAGUCUUGACGAUGAUUUUAAAAAUGGAAGCCCAGACAUGUCUUUGUUCAGGAACCAUGAAAAUACAGGUGGCCUCUCUGUAUCCCCAACAGGAAGCUGGGAGUCAUCACCACAAGACAGGAGAACACCAGAAGAAAAGCUUGAGAAGCUGAUUGACCUCUAUGAAGGAACAUGUACAUUAGAUGAGUAUAAAGAAUUUGCUCAUCCAAAAGAGACUGCCGAUAGAACGGAUGAUGGUAGAGUCUCGAGAAUUAACGUAGAGGUACUGCCGAUGAUCCCAGAGAGUGAAGCAGAAGAGAAAAACACUCAAAGAGAAGAUGGAAAUAAACCAGGAGAGGAUGAUCCAAUGGAUGAAGAGGUGGCACUAAGAAACGAAAGUGGAACCUCCAACAGUACAAUUGGACAAUCGGUGUCUGUAGCUGACCCGCUUGAGAGCAGGUCAGGUCAAACAGAGUAUUCUUUAUCUAGGAACGAACUGAGGACCGAGGAUGUGGAAGAAGGGGGCAUACGGCCAUCUACUGUCAGGUCAGACCUGACAUCUAAUGUUGAGUCAGUGGAUAUUGAGCAAUUUGAAGAAGCCAUUGAAGCCAUCAAAGGUGCUCAGUGUGCAGAGGAGGAGAUGAAUGAAAGAAUUGUUGACACUGGUGAUAAUUACCUCAGAAGUGUAUCACCUGUUGAAAGUAAAGAGCUAUCGGAGGCUGACAAUUCACAAUAUGAUUCAGAAUCGUCAGAUGACUAAAGUAAAGUAAAUGUUAUUUUGAAAGUGUGGUAUAGCUUUUAGCCUCAGAAUUUAUAUUUUAUAACAAAUUUUAUUUAUGCAAUACAGUAGUUUUUCUUUCUCUCUAGUGGAAUCAUCUCGUCCUAUUUUUUUGUAAUUAUGUGGUGCUCCAAAAAGCAACGUUCUUCCCAGAUUAAAUAUACCAAAAAACCUUCAA